Messenger RNA from Aspergillus brunneoviolaceus CBS 621.78, 928 nucleotides. RefSeq lists its product as uncharacterized. The record is from RefSeq and is a predicted model, not a curated record. The coding region runs from base 186 to 764 and encodes 192 amino acids. The transcript is spliced from 4 exons. Gene Ontology annotation, molecular function: carbon-sulfur lyase activity. NCBI's taxonomy places the organism in Eukaryota, Fungi, Ascomycota, Eurotiomycetes, Eurotiales, Aspergillaceae.
GCGCUGAAGGACAAGUGCAAGAAGCCGGACACCGGGCGGCCUUACAUGAAGAGUAUGAAAGCAGGUGCGUGGUGUGUUUUGUUUUGGCCAAUCUCCAGACGUCUGCGGCGGGGAAAUGCUAAAACUGUAGUUUGUGAAAAACCUUUCAAGGCAAGAAUCGCAGCUGGGAGCCGUUCAGCAAAGGAAUGACACAUGGGUUCGUCCUGGAGUUCGAGAAUCAGGCCGAUCUCGACUACUAUCUGACCGAGGAUCCGGUGCAUUUGGAGUUUUCGAGGAAGGCGGCGCCGUUGAUAGAAGAUUCAGUCGUUAUCGACAUCCGAGACGGCAUCCUCUUCGGGCCCCCAGCGAAGGAACCCACCGUCGGAGCGGGCACGUUCCACGGGAGCUGCCAUUGCGGUGACUGCUCCUGGACGGCCGAGAUAACCGAGCCGGAACACAUCCUCUGCCACUGUGAGACGUGUCGUAAACUCGGGGGUGGGCCGUAUUCCAUGAAUCAGAUCAUCCACAAGGAUCAACUGCGAAUCCUCUCCGGAAAACCCAGCACAUAUACCUACACCGGAGCCUCCGGAAACCCCGUCCACUGCUACUUCUGCCCCAAUUGCACCUCCCACAUCUACCAUAAUCAGGCCGUCAUGGGAGACCGGAUCAUCAUCCGAACCAUCUUGCUCGACAACGGCGCGCGUAUGCCCCCCGCCGGGGAGAUCUUCGCGGAAGGGAAGUUGGCGUGGGUUGAUGCGCUUCGGGCGGAGCUUGAGAAGCGAUAACGCUGGGUUGAACAGCUGAUGAUUCAAUUCAUGUUAUAUUUGUCUUGUUUGGUGAGCACAUUUGUUUUACAUGUGCGUGUAACUAUGGUUAGAUGUUCGAUAAGAACAGAAUAUAGAAAUCUGAGAUUUUGCUGUCAUUGGGUGUAUAUAUUCGGAGAAGUUGG